Messenger RNA from Rhodamnia argentea, 1027 nucleotides. RefSeq names its product GTP-binding protein SAR1A-like. Gene Ontology annotation, biological process: endoplasmic reticulum to Golgi vesicle-mediated transport; intracellular protein transport; vesicle organization. Gene Ontology annotation, molecular function: GTPase activity; GTP binding. The record is from RefSeq and is a predicted model, not a curated record. Gene Ontology annotation, cellular component: COPII vesicle coat; endoplasmic reticulum exit site. The transcript is spliced from 3 exons. Lineage: Eukaryota; Viridiplantae; Streptophyta; Magnoliopsida; Myrtales; Myrtaceae. Bases 175 to 756 code for a protein of 193 amino acids.
UUCUUAGGGUCCCAAUUUCAGUGCAAUUUAAUUUUCAUUUGUCGUAUUUUUGUAUCGAUGAAUCCCGUCGCCGAGUUAUAAUCUGGCGGCGUGAAUCCAUCGGCGUCUGCUUCGAGGUAGACGAUCUGGUUGGUCUCUCUCUCUCUCCUCCAAAGCCGUGCGAGCGUCGGAGCCAUGUUUCUGGUGGAUUGGUUCUAUGGCGUCUUGGCCUCGCUCGGUCUCUGGCAAAAGGAGGCCAAGAUAUUGUUCCUAGGGCUCGAUAAUGCCGGGAAGACCACGUUGCUUCACAUGCUCAAAGAUGAGAGAUUGGUUCAGCACCAGCCCACCCAGUACCCAACCUCGGAAGAAUUGAGUAUUGGGAAAAUCAAAUUCAAAGCGUUUGAUCUGGGAGGCCAUCAGAUUGCUCGCCGAGUGUGGAAAGACUAUUAUGCCAAGGUGGAUGCUGUGGUUUACCUUGUGGAUGCCUAUGACAAGGAAAGAUUUGCAGAAUCUAAGAAGGAACUAGAUGCGCUUCUUUCUGAUGAAGCCCUAGCCAAUGUCCCAUUUCUCAUAUUGGGAAAUAAGAUAGACAUACCUUAUGCUGCCUCGGAGGAUGAGCUGCGAUAUCACCUUGGUCUGACCAACUUCACUACUGGCAAGGGAAAGGUAAACCUUGCGGACUCUAAUGUUCGCCCGCUAGAAGUAUUCAUGUGCAGCAUCGUCCGCAAAAUGGGUUAUGGAGAUGGUUUCAAGUGGCUUUCUCAAUACAUCAAGUGAGGAAGUUUGGAUGAAGAGCUCUAGUUCUCAAACACCCCCAGUUUGAUCACACUAUGACAUAAAUAUUUUCAUCCCUGUUAUACUCUUAAGUCAGUUUUUAGUUGGAUGUACCUUGUCAUGGAUAUGUCUGGAAGGUGAAUUAAUGUUGGUUCUCUCUGGCACUUACAGCUGUGCUUGUGGUUACUUGUUCUGUGAUUCUUAGCUUCCCCAUAGGUUUGCCAUAGAUUCCUAGAAUUCAUAUAGUGAAGCCAGAAGAUCCGGCAUUUAUAAU